Messenger RNA from Endocarpon pusillum Z07020, 3315 nucleotides. RefSeq lists its product as uncharacterized. The transcript has a single exon. Lineage: Eukaryota; Fungi; Ascomycota; Eurotiomycetes; Verrucariales; Verrucariaceae. Gene Ontology annotation, molecular function: protein binding. The coding region runs from base 1 to 3315 and encodes 1104 amino acids. Gene Ontology annotation, biological process: response to starvation; autophagy. Gene Ontology annotation, cellular component: cytoplasm. The record is from RefSeq and is a predicted model, not a curated record.
AUGCCAGCUUCUGAGUCUCGUCAAAACCGUCGUGAAUCGCCACCAAAAGCUGAAACCUCACAUUGUGGCCAUAAAAACGCCGUGGACGAGUCUGAAAGUAGGAGGCAAAGCCGCAAGAGAGGGAAGAAUGCCGUUCAAAAAGAGACAAUCACGGCGAAGGAUGCAGACACAACUGUGGCAAACGAGGUGGGAGACAAUCAAAUUUCAACGACAUCAGGAAGUGCCAAUGUCAGGGCUUCAAGGCCUUCUCCAUCUCGAAGCGAUUUCGCUAAGUCAACGGUGCUGGAUGCGCUGAACUCGGCUGAGAAAGUGUCUGAUUCAGAUGGCUAUAACCUCGCCGGCGCUUGGGUACAGCCGACGUCAUUCUCUAGGACCCCAUCAACAGAUCUCUUGGAAGGCAUGACCAUGGGCGUGUCUCCUCCCACUUUCGGCAAUGAGCUGGAGAGGGGCGGGUUUAGCAGCAAAACACCACCCUCCUCCCCUCCGACGCGCAAGAGCAGGCCCGUCAGCUCAGGUGCCGGACAAUAUCACCCUCAAGCACGACACUCACUCUCGGAGAGAUCUUUGCAUAUGUCACAGCAGCCAUUUGUUGUCUCGUCUCCGCCACCGCCACAUCUUCCGCAGGCUCACUUCUAUGGUCUGCCCGAGAUCGACCUUGGCGCUGGGAUUCGACUUCGGGAAGAGAGAUCCGAUAGGACAACGCAAUCUUUAAGUUUUAUAGAUCUUCCCUCACAAAGUAAUAGGCGACGAAACAACCGCCUGAAGGGAGUUCUAUUGGCCUCUGAAGACAGAUGCGACAUCGUCGCGCUACAGAAAGAUAAGUUGGCCGCUCUUGGGGCACUUCAGGGAGUCGGUGGUACAAUCGUUGAUGCUAAAAUUCUGACUUGGGAGGUUGGUCCUGAUCCAUUCUAUAGCCUCAGGCCGCUCGUGUCGCUGAUCGUUCAUGGACCGAGACGUCGGGACUAUGCACCGCCACCGACGAUGGACUCAGCCUUGGAUGAAGACAGAACAAUAACAGGCACUCCUGCAAGGUUAAAUGAUUGCACCGAUUUUCAAACGAGUGUUGAGAUAUAUUCACUGGCAACGCAGCAACACCUAGCAACCCUCUUGUGGAGCCAACCAAACCCUGGGCUUCCGAAUAUAAGAGGCUUGCCUAUGAGUGUGCCGCCGCCUGUAGGUAAUUUGAAGUUGGAUGCGCGAGGAAACUUUGUGACUAUAUCCUCCGGUACGAGUGGAGAGAUCUUUGUUUUUGGGGUCGAUAGGGAUACUGCCAGGUUUGAUUGCAUGGCAAAAUUCUGGACCAGCGUCCAGAGUUUGCAAGAUCGACGAUAUUCCAACUCCAGCAAUUCGACAGAGCCCGACGCGUCACCUGCUGAUGUGAACCGUGGCGGCAAAAUUACGCAGUUACCGAUCAUGUCGUUGAGCAGCCGGUGGCUUGCUGUUGUGCCGCCAGGUCCUAGCGCCUGUCAGCCUCUCCCUGUCAUUACUGGACCAAGGUCGAGUUCUAGGAUUGUACCCGGCCUGGAUUCCCGUAACGCACCUCCACAGCCACCGGUCUCAUGCACUUCAGAGUCUCCGGACGCCGAGAGCUUGAUAAACCGGGUUGCCCGAGGGGUAGCACAAGAGGUCGUCAAAGGUGCUCGAUGGUUAGGAGGCCAGGGACUUCAAACCUGGAACAAUUACUGGAACCGAGACCAAUACGGGAAUGCGCAAAGCCCUGCACUCAACGUCUACCACGCCGACUCGCAUCUACCUGCUGGGAUCUUUCCCCCAACCCAUGCCCCAGAGUCGCGGCCAACUUCAGUAGAACCUCAACUUAUCUCCAUCAUCGAUCUUCACAUGCUUGCAAGUGAAUCUUAUGCAAACUACUCCGACACAGCUGUAGCUACUACAACGUUCCAGCCUCCGAAUGGUGUCAGUUUUCUCUCGUUCUCUCCUGACGGCCUCGCACUCAUUUCUGUGACCCGAAAAGGGGAUGUACAGUAUGUGUGGGAUCUGAAACAAUGUAGGCAUGUCAGAGCCGGCAGCUUGAUUGCCAACCCAAAUUCAGAGACGUCAACAAGGUCUGCAAAGGUGACGCAGUUAGCGAAAUUUGCUCGGUUGACGCCUUCGAGCAUUAUUGAUAUUGAAUGGAGAGGUCCCACGGGCGACCAAUUUGCCGUCAUUACGAGAAAUGGCACGGUCCACAUAUUUGAUUUGCCUCUUUCAGCGUUUCAUUGGCCUUCACGUCGACGGUCCGUUCGAUUGGUACCCUCCUCGGCACCUGCGAGCCCAGCUGUGAACGCACAACCAGAUGAACCAACCACUGCUGGAAGCGUCUUCUCAUCAGCCAUGAAGUUGGCUAGCAAGACACAGCCAAUACUGUCCAACCUUCGAGGGAGAGCUCCGAGCAUCGGUACGAGCAUUAUCGGCGGCAAUGGGAAUAACACCAUCAGCCUUGCUUCGGCUACCGGCAUUCGGGGGAGCAAGGUAGUGGCAGCGGGCUUGAGUAAGUCAGUCGGAGCUGCUGCGGGCACCGUGAGCUCCCUCAGACAUGCCGGAGACAACAGGCUUCAUCUCAACAGCCUGGUGAAGAAUCCGGCGCGUUCGCAUGUUUGCUGGAGCCAAGACCGAGGACAGUCUACUCUACUCGUCCUCGACGAUCAAUGCAUCAAAUCGUUCCCCGUUUCAAGGAGACGAUCAUCUGCCAAACCGGGACGGCAACCGCUAUCGGUCAUCGACGCCAAUCCAAAGCUCAGCUUGGUGCUCCCUGCCUUGGAGCAGUUAUCCAAUCUCGGUGCUACCUCGAAGACUGCUCCAGAAUCAGAUGAUGACACCGGCGAAAAAUCAGUUACCGGUUACUGGAAGCUAUUGCCGCCAUCAAAGCCGCCGCAAUGCCCUCAUAUCAUCCAUCCACUUUCUUUCUCUGAGAUUGAGACAAAUGCACCAUACCAGCCAUUCCACUCCGAUCGCAGAGUCAAUUUGUUCAUCUACAAUGAUAGAUCUGCUGGAGAUACUGCGAGUGAAUCACAUGAGCCGUGGGCGUUCGGUAACGAUAUCCCAACGAUAAGGCUGAAUAUUCGACCUGCGGCUCUCAGUGAUGAAGAAGAGCACAAUGUCGGUGCAUCCGUCCUUUAUCGACAAACUUCCACCACGACUGGCGAGUCAACUGGUGGCGAAGAAGGCCGAGCAGAGCAGGUCGUUGUAACGACGAGAAGAAGGAAGGCCAAGACUCCUCGUCAGUCGAUGCUUGCUGCCGGAAUCCAAUCAGAGGAGGACGAUGGCUUUUUCGAGGAUGACUGCGAUGUGUUGGAUUUUGCUGAGGAUCGGGUGUGA